CGGGCGCGUGCGGGACGGCCGGGCCGGGAGCGAGCGGGGCCGGCCAGCCCUGCCUGCUUUAUAUAAUCUUUUUCAUCGCUUGGAUGCUUCGUUAUGAGCCACUAACCCGAGCAGGGGCUGAGUUAAUCCCUUGUUGCAGCAGUUUUGGGGCUGGGGACACAGCCCGGGUGUGCAGGAGGAGCAGGCAGCUCCUCUCCCUGAGGCCGAUGUCUCGGCUCUGAGCACAUCCAGAGGCUCCCUGCAGGGUCUGGAAUCGCGGGCAGGAUGAGGAUCGUGCUGGCCAAGGUGCUGUGUCUGCUGGGGAUCUGUGUCCUGGUGCUGGCCGGGGCCCUGCUGCCCGUCAGGAUCAUCGAGGCCGACUACGAGAAGGCUCAGCGCUCCCGGAAAAUCCUGGCGCUCUGGAAUUCCUUUGGAGGCGGCGUCUUCCUGGCCACCUGCUUCAACGCCCUGCUGCCCGCCGUGAGAGGGAAGCUCGAUGAGGUCCUCAGGCAGAACAACGUCACCACGGACUACCCGGUGGCCGAGACCAUCAUGAUGGUCGGCUUCUUCCUGACGGUCUUCGUGGACCAGCUCUUCCUGAGCUUCCAGAAGGAGAAACCCUCCUUCAUCGACCUGGAGACCUUCAACGCCGGCUCGGACGCGGGCAGCGACUCGGAGUACGAGAGCCCCUUCAUCGCCUCGUCGCGGGGCCGCGCCCCGUACGGGGAGCACGGCGCCCACUCCCACAGCCUCAACCUCCCCGAGCUGUCACGCUGCGGCCCCCGGCGCCUGCUGGGGCUGGUGUUCGCCCUCUGCACGCACUCCAUCUUCGAGGGCCUGGCCCUGGGCUUGCAGGAGGACGGCGGCAGAGUGGUCAGCUUGUUCCUGGGGGUGGCCGUGCACGAGACGCUGGUGGCCGUGGCCUUGGGCAUCAGCAUGGCCAAGGCGUCGCUGGCGCUGAGGGACGCGGCCAAGCUGGCGGUGGCCGUGUGCCUGAUGAUCCCGCUGGGGAUCGGCGUCGGGAUGGGCAUCGAGAGCAGCGGGAACGCCGCGGGCAGCGUCGCGUCCCUGCUGCUGCAGGGCGUCGCCGGCGGCACCUUCCUCUUCGUCACCUUCUUCGAGAUCCUGGCCAAGGAGCUGGAGGACAAGAGCCAGCGGCUGCUCAAGGUGCUGUGCCUGGUGCUGGGUUACGCCGCGCUGGCCGGGCUGGUGCUCAUCCCGUGGUGAGCCGGGAGCCUCGGGGAGCAAAACCUCGCCUCUCCCCUCGCACCGGCACCGGCACCGGGAGGAGCCGCCCCUCUCGCCGCUGGAACGGCCCAGCCCGGGCGGCGUUCCCAUGAUGACCUGGAGGAGGGGAAUCUCUUCCAGAGUGAGGGAUGUCCCGAGGGAUUGGCCCUUCCCGAGGGGGCUGCAGGGAUUAGCGGACACAGGAAUGAAGGAUCUGGGUAAAAUCUGCUUCCAAGAGCUCCUCGAGUGUGUGUAGCUUCCUGCACUGCCCAGAGCCCACUCUGCCUCCUUCCCCUGGCCCAUGCUCCGGAGUGGGCUGGGAGCCUGCUCCAGAGGAGGCGAGGAGCAAACAGCAGUGGAGGCAGAGCAGGUGGGAGCAGGGAUUGCCAGGCUGCACUAAGCUGCUUUUGCUGGCUUAGUUCGGAGCAAAACCUGGUUGUAAGAGCUGCCAAAAAUAACAUCCCUGUGGGGCUCGGGCCUUCCAGGCCCUGCUGCCUCUGCACGGCUUCCGGUGCCCCACCUGGGGCUGGGGGAGCUCAGCUUUCCCAGGGAUUCAUGGAAGAAAUGAGGCCGGGCCCCUCUACCCUGCUUCCUUCUCAGCAUCGUAUCCACAGGCUGAGCAUUAUUCCCUAAGGAAAACCUCUGAAAAUCAGAGGAUGGAUCCCAGGACGGUUUGGGGGGACCUUAAAGCCCAUCCAGUGCCAUGGGCAGGGACACCUUCCACUCUCCCAGGUGGCUCCAGGCCCCAUCCAGCCUGGCCUUGGACACUUCCAGGGGUGGAGGAGAUCCUCCCGUUAUCCAGAACCUGGGCUCCACGAGCUUGCAGGAAACGGGCAGUAACAAUUCCCAGCACUGAUAUUUUGGGGCAAACUCCCGUGUUUUCAGCACUGGGCUGAGCCGUUCCCAUCAGGGGCUGCUCCAGGGCUUUUCCAGGUUUCCAAAGGAAUGGAAUCUCCUCCCUUGGCGGGGAGUGGAGGUGAUGCUGAGAGACACGAGCAGCUCUCAGCGGCCGCAGAGCCCCUGGGAAGCUCCAUGUGCUGCUGCUCCCGCUGGAUUUGCCCUUGGGAGCGAGGAGCCGGGAUCAGAGGCUGGAGCUGGGAACGUGCUCCCCCCCAGCUGUGAAACAGAGCCCUGCUCAGGCAGGGGCUGCAUUUUAAUUACCCGGAGCCUUCUCUCCUGCAGCAGCUUCCGCCGGGCUGCUGGAAGCGCUGAUGGAAUUAUGAGGAUGGCGCAGUGCCGGCAGCGGGAAGGAGGCUCGGAGCCUCCGCGGUGGCCCAGCUGCAGCAUAUGGAGGCAGCUGAGCAUCAUCUGACAGAUCCUGGGGCUCGUUAGUUUAAUUGCUGCAACAUCCCCGAGUCAAUUAAUCUUCCUUUGAAAACCUGGAGUGGAGAGGGGGGGGGUGGUGCGGAGGGAGGUUAUUUUGGGCCUGGCGUGACACAAAGCAGCGGGAUGAGGACAACGUGAUUGUGGCAAAGCCUCGGGGCUGUUUCACCUCCCCUGGGGCUCGACCUCUCUCCUGCCAGGGACAAAGAGGGGAGGUGACACGGUGUGAGUGUCCCCUGUCGGGCUGUCACCUCCUUUUCGCACCCUCCUGCUGCAGUUUGGGAUUUUUGGGGGGGGGGCGUGAAGUGCCGGGGGUGCUGAGCUCCCCCAUCCUCACCCCGCCGCCCUGGGGGGGGUUCAUCCGCAGGAUCAUCCCGUGCUCCAGCGUGCAGGAGCAGGAGGAGGAGGAGGAGGCCGUGCUGCUCCCAAUAAAUUCCCUGCCCUUCU
Hirundo rustica (Barn swallow) is the source of this 2976-nucleotide messenger RNA. RefSeq names its product solute carrier family 39 member 3 (gene SLC39A3). The coding region runs from base 265 to 1206 and encodes 313 amino acids. Gene Ontology annotation, molecular function: zinc ion transmembrane transporter activity. Gene Ontology annotation, cellular component: plasma membrane. The record is from RefSeq and is a predicted model, not a curated record. The transcript is spliced from 4 exons. Gene Ontology annotation, biological process: zinc ion transmembrane transport. Lineage: Eukaryota; Metazoa; Chordata; Aves; Passeriformes; Hirundinidae.